Molecule: messenger RNA, 1036 nt
Organism: Cryptotermes secundus
Lineage: Eukaryota; Metazoa; Arthropoda; Insecta; Blattodea; Kalotermitidae
Gene: mRpL49
Product: probable 39S ribosomal protein L49, mitochondrial
Exons: 4
Coding region: 105-680 (191 amino acids)
Biological process (GO): translation
Cellular component (GO): ribosome; mitochondrial large ribosomal subunit
Molecular function (GO): structural constituent of ribosome
Source: RefSeq, a predicted model, not a curated record
CGAUCUUAACGAUCGCGAACGAUCGCGAAGCAUGAAGCAGGUUUUGAGACGUUUGAUCCGUUUGAGGGUGUAAGGGUUUUAGUGCUGUAUGAGGGAUGUGAGAAAUGGCGCAGCCUGUUCGGUUAACCAUCGUAAAAAUGACAUCUAGAGGAUUACCUGUCAGAUGUCUGGAAAUAUUGAAGCUAAGGAACGCCUUAACUGCAUGUUUUAUUACGCCCGUGCAACCUGCAAGAGACUCUUCAUAUCAAGGCAGCAAACUCAUUGGACCACCAAGUCUUUAUACUGAUGUAGAAAUAUCGAGAUCACCUGAAGAAUGGAAAUUUGUGGAAAGGCUUCUGCCUAAAACAUUUAUUCCAGAACCCACACUGAAAUCAGACUAUCCAUCAGGUUGGAAACCACCUACUGAAUCAUCUUGCAGUCAUCCCUAUUUUGUGGAACGAAACAGGAAUCACAUGUAUCCGCUCUACCUAAAAAUACAAGGCCGUGGAGAAAGAAAGACCACAAAAUUAAAACGUAUUCAAGGUGACAUUUGGGCAUUACAUGAUGACCUGAAAAAGUACUUGGAAGACAGAAGCAAGAAGUAUGUAUAUCUGCAGAUACAAGAAGUAUCAGGACACAUCAAUAUUAAAGGAGAUUAUGUCAGUAUUGUUGAAGAGUGGUUACAGGAUAAAGGAUUUUAAUUACAAUGCUGCAAAAUUAGUAUAAACUUUCACAUACAUAGAAACCAAACUGGAAUACCAUGUAAGUUUAGAAACAAGCAGACUGUCAAAUGCAACUGCUUAAUUUGUAAUCAAGUAUGCAUGUGUGUACUGUUGAUGAUGUCAUGAAUUCAAGACAAAAAUGUAUGGCUUAGGCGAAUACAGAUUUUUAACAGCUGAAUUUUAUAGUCCAUUUAUUUAUAAACUGAAAAUACAAUACCAUAAACAACAUUAUGCUUUAUAAUGAAACAUUCUGUACUGUAACAGAUGAACUGGAAUUAAACAGUAAUUGUAUACAACUUGAAACUGCUGAAUAUAUUAUGGAAAUGCAAAUUACA